This is a messenger RNA of Ciona intestinalis (vase tunicate), 2140 nucleotides long. NCBI's taxonomy places the organism in Eukaryota, Metazoa, Chordata, Ascidiacea, Phlebobranchia, Cionidae. The record is from RefSeq and is a predicted model, not a curated record.
AGUUAUUUAUUUAUAUUUCAGUUAGGUAGACAGAAAAAUUUUGUUUGCCUUCCUUUUAUUGGAAUACCUAUGGUACAACCUUGACUUACGCGAACAAGAAACAAAAUGCAACCUUAUUCGAAGCAUGUUGAUGAAAAGGGAUUGUUUCUUCUAAUUCAUAAUUUUAAAUACGGGGAUAGAGGGUCACUCAAAGGCUCGCAAAAAGAUGCUGAUGCAAUACGAGAUGUGGUUGCCAAAUUAGAUUUCGAUGUAAUACUAAAGGAAAAUCUAACAGAAGAACAGAUUAUUUGUUUAAUGAAAGAUAUAAAGAAAAAUGAGUUAAACAACCGGUUCUGUUUGUGGGUAUAUGUGCUUGCUCAUGGGACCAAAGGACAACAAAUUUAUGGUGUUGAUGGCAAAUGUGUUAGUGUUCGAGAGCACAUCAUGAAACCAUUUCUUCACAACUGCAGUCAACUUACAAAUAAGCCAAAGCUGUUUUUCGUUGAUGCAUGCCAAGGUGCAACAUCGACAGCUCAAACAAGUCGUCAUAUUGAUAGUACAGCUGACACAACCUUUAGUGAGGUUCGAGGUGUCCCUGAUAACACACCUACGGAUACGGAUGCUUGUGACUGGUUACUUGAAUAUUCUUGCAGCGAUGGUCACAAUGCCACAGUCGGGGUGUUUACACCAAUACUUGCUAAAAUCUUGCAAAGGGAAAUAAAAGCAGGGAGUCAGCAAGAACUCUUACCUAUGUUAAGAGAGUUAUGUUCUCAAGUGACCCGUAGUUCAACAGGAUUCGGUAACCAAGUUCCAAUUUUUGAAAGCACUCUUACAAAUUGUUUCUAUCCUGGACAACAUGUGAUAAAUAAAAAACACCCUUUUCACACAUCUGACAAAACUAAACUGAUUUUAUCUCAAAAAUCUUAUGGACAAACUUCUUGUGUAAGGGAUUCAGGUGUUGGAAACACAUAUGAGCCUACUGCAGAAUCCUCAGAUCAGGCACUGCAUCCGCCACUUAGAACAUCAGAGUUUGAAGCUGCAAUGAAUAAUGAGGAUAUUGAUAAUUGUUUACAAAAUAACAAGUUUCGUGAUGCAAAGGAAUUGAUUGCUAUUCAAAUUAAAUCAACAAAGUGUGAAAGAGAAAUCUGGAUCUAUAAAUUAAAACAGGAUUUCUGCUGUAUAAAGAUGGGCAACAAAGGCAAGGUUCAACAUCAUACUGAACAAUGGCGGAAAACCAUUUGUGGAGAUAGGUAUACGCGAACUAAACAAGUUGAUGAUUUCUUUUAUGUUUGCAAGUUGUUUGCAAACAAUGGAUUACCUGAAAAAGCUUUAUUAAUGCUUCAACAUGCAGCAGAUUUGUAUUAUGAACUGGGGAAUGCCCAAAGUGGAUCUCCUGGGCUUGAACAUUGUAUUGAUCUUCUAUACAACUUGCAUAUUGAGAAAGUAAAGAAAGAUAUUGAAAUGAAGAAAUUAUUCCAAUUGCAAAAAGACUUACGAAAUCCUUCGAAAAAAAUGGAAACAAUAUUAUAUCCAGAUUGUAAAGUUUUUUAUCUGCCAACUAUGUCUGUGCUGGAGAGCGAAGAGGAAACAAUGGAGAACAAUCCUCCAACUGGUUUCAAAUUAAAUGUGAUUAAGAACAAUUACCCUACAGAUCAACAUUCACAAAAUGUUAAAAUGAUACAUCACCAUGAUAUCUAUCAGCACAAAGCCGACUUCCCUAAUAAUCCAAUACCAGUAAUUAAACCUAUGCUGCUUAGGUUGAGUGAUCUAUCAUUUAAGUUAGGUGAUCCUUCAAAUAUACAAGACCCAUCAUUCAAGAAGAAAAUGGCAAAACUUCUGUACCAUUACCAGACUGUUUUCAACGUUGAAGCGAAUGAGUUGGGCGUUCAGAACAUUUAUCAAGCUCUGAUGGAUGUUAGCAUCACAGGACACACCAACCAGCAUGAUAUGCCAGUUAUGCAAGACAAUUUUUGGCUGCCAUCUGAUACAGCACUAUGAAAUAAUUAGAUUGGGAAUCGUCAGGUGACAUUCGUCCCGCGCCGUGGUAUAGUGUCCGGCGCCGUGGUAUAGUGGUUAGCGCGCCUGCCUGUAACCCAGAGGUAAUGGGUUCAAGGCUCGAUGCUGCUACCAUUGUGGGCGUUCCGGCCACGCGAGGAUAAAG